ACGGAAGGCAACCGCUCUCAUAGGAUUGUGGGUGAGGGUGUAUAAAUCUCUUUGCAAAGCUAUUCAGCAAUAGCUAGGGAACUAUAAAAUAUAUAUAUACAUUUGACCCCCAAAUUUCUCUAUAAUUACACAACGGAAAUAAUGGCACAGGUGCACCACCUGUGUUGUCUGUUGAGACAAGAAUGGGAGCAGGGACUUCCGUUUCAGCUCAGGGUACAUAAAGAUGGAAAGAGCAUCGCUGCCACCCUCAUAACACAAAUCACGCUGAACAAUCUCCUGUCACGUUCUUCAAAACAAAAAUAACUCAAUAGAGAACCUCCGCGAGACAGAUGAGAACCAAGACCAAAGUCCCCAGGUUCAAAGUCCCCGGCUUCAAACUCCGCACUCAACGACCCCGGGCUCCCAAGACGUCUCCUCUCAGCUCCUCAGACCGGCCAGGGCCCCCCUCACCUCUUGCAGAAGUUUCCUUUCCCGCAGCUGGACGCCGCCCAGUCGCGGAUCAGAUUCACUUUCCAGUUACCCUUUCCGCCUCGGUCCCGCCUUCAAGAAGACCAACCCCCUCCCCCCCCCCCCGCACCGAUAGAAAAGGGCAGCCGCAGCGCGGGAGCACACGCCCGUGCCCACGGACACGCCCGCGCCCACGGACACACCCGCGCCCACGCACACGGACGCGCUCGGGCGCGCGCCGCCGCUUGUCAGCUCGUGCUCCCGGUCCUGAGGAGAAAGCCCGAGGGGCUGCGGCUUCCCUCGCCGACCCCGCCGCCAUGAGUGAAAUUCCUGAGGAUGCCUUGAAGGCCAUUCUGUUGGAGUUGGAAUGUCACUUUACGUGGAAUUUACUUAAAGAAGACAUUGAUCUCUGUGAGGUGGAAGACACAAUUGGGCAACAGCUUGAAUUUCUUACCACAAAAUCCAGACUUACUCUUUAUAACCUAUUGGCGUAUGUGAAACACCUGAAAGGCCAAAAUAAAGAUGCCCUAGAGUGCUUGGAACAAGCAGAAGAAAUAAUCCAGCGUGAACACUCAGAAAAAGAAGAAGUACGAAGUCUGGUCACUUGGGGAAACUAUGCCUGGGUGUAUUAUCACAUGGACCAGCUUAAAGAAGCUCAAACGUAUAUAGACAAGGUAGGGAAUGUCUGCAAGAAAUUGUCCAGUCCUUCCCACUACAAGUUGGAGUGUCCUGAGAUUGACUGUGAGAAAGGGUGGGCACUCUUGAAAUUUGGAGGAAAGUAUCACCAGAAGGCUAAAAUGGCUUUUGAGAAGGCUCUGGAAGCGGAACCUGACAAUCCAGAAUUUAACAUCGGCUAUGCCAUCACAGUGUAUCGGCUGGAUGAUUCUGACAGAGAAGGGUCUAUAAAGAGCUUUUCUCUGGGGCCUCUGAGGAAGGCUGUUACCCUGAACCCAGAUAACACCUACAUUAAGGUUUUUCUGGCACUGAAGCUUCAAGAUGUUCAUGCAGAAGCUGAAGGGGAAAAGUAUAUUGAAGAAAUCCUGGACCAAAUAUCAUCCCAACCAUAUGUCCUUCGUUAUGCAGCCAAAUUCUACAGGAGGAAAAAUUCCUGGGACAGAGCUCUUGAACUUUUGAGAAAGGCCUUGGAGGUGACACCAACCUCUUCUUUCCUGCAUCACCAAAUGGGACUUUGCUAUAGGGCACAAAUGAUCCAGAUCAAGAAGGCCACUCGCAACAGACCUAAAGGAAAGGAUAAACUGAAAGUUGAUGAGCUGAUUACAUCUGCCAUAUUUCAUUUCAAAGCAGCUGUGGAGCGAGACUCUAUGUUUGCAUUUGCCUACACAGACCUGGCCAACAUGUAUGCUGAGGGAGGCCAGUAUAACAAUGCUGAAGAGGUUUUCCAGAAAGCCCUUCGUCUGGAGAACAUAACUGAUGAUCACAAACAUCAGAUCCACUACCACUAUGGCCGCUUUCAGGAAUUUCACCGUAAAUCAGAAAAUACUGCCAUCCACCAUUAUUUAGAAGCCUUAAAGGUCAAAGACAGGUCAUCCCUGCGCACCAAACUGACAAGUGCUCUGAAGAAAUUGGCUACCAAGAGACUUGGUCACAAUGCUUCAGAUGUGCAGAGUUUAAGUGCCCUAGGGUUUGUUUACAAGCUGGAGGGAGAAAAGAGGCAAGCUGCUGAGUACUAUGAGAGGGCCCAAAAGAUAGAUCCAGAAAAUGAAGAAUUCCUUACUGCUCUCUGUGAGCUUCGACUUUCCAUUUAAAUGCAUACUCUAGGAAAUUAGUUCUAAGCUUUUCUCUUCCUUUUGGGUUCUUAUAUUUUUGUUUAUUGAUUUAAUCCGUUGUGCAUUACAGAACCAAUUUUUAUUCAAUGGUCAUUGUGUACCAGGCAUCAUGCUACAUACUUCAUAUACAUUAUGAUGACUCUUUUGCUGUUUUAUAUUUUAUUUAAUUAAAAUACUGUAAUCCAUUGAGAAACAGCAGCCUUCUAGCUGUUGAAAUUUUUAAAAAUAUUGUGGCCGUUAUGACUUUAUACCCUUUUAUCUCUGCUAUUUAUAAUAAUUUUCUGAUUAAAUUUUGUCAGAUUUCACAUAUUACUCAUUUAUGCAGUGAGUAUAAUCCUGCAUAAACCUUUGAGCCUAGGUCAGGAGCACUCUUUCAGAAAUACACAAUUAUAUUAGUUAAGCUCUUAACUAUGCAGCUUGCAAAAGAUGGAACCUUCCAGUUACAGACGUUCUGACUUUGAUGAGGAUAUUUAACCAUCAACCUGAUGGUCACCUAAAGAAUCCUCUUUGUUGAAAGAAAAAAGUUGAUAAAAAUAAAUAAGUUUGUCAUUUCUGAUGAGUUCAAUAAAAGGAGAUGAACUAGAGCAUGAGAAAAAAGAUUUCCUCAAAUACAGAGCUUUAGGGCCCCAGGAGAAAUCUGAAGUAUUAUAUCCCAAAAUGUUCAUUAAGUAGCUAGAAAUAGUUCUGAGGAAAAAAAUGAAUAAUUAAAAAUUAUUAGUCUCAAGUUUCUCGGGUUCUUUUAACUAGAAGAAUAAACCUAAACUGAAUCUAGUUGGAAUUACUUUUAUUCUUUCCAAUUAAAAUUGCAGUAUUUUUUGUUACAGUCAUUGAGAUAGAAAGCAAACCAAUUGAGAAACUGGGAGAAAUGAUAAAUAAAGGGGUAAAGUAGAUGUCCCUAACCUAUAUCCCUAGAUUGCCAAGAUUUCAGGCAUUUAGUUUGGGGUCUGAACUGGGUAGAGUUGUCAUACGCACAAUAUCUGGCCUUUGGUUAACUGUUUGAGUAUUCCAGAGUUAACUUCUUGGAAGCUUUUUCUUUUGUCUGAAGCGUUCAGAUUGAUAUGUUUUGCUAUAGAUCCUGCAGGAAUAGUUAAGCCUUGCUUUCAGUUUUAAUAUCCACCUUGAAGAGUCACUGCUUAAGGGCUCUUAUCCCAGGGCACUUUUUAAUUUGGGAUGUUACUAAAAGCCGCUUCUGUAAUGUUUCUUUGAUUAUAGACUACACAAUUAUAUUUACCACCACAGCAUUAAUGGAAAGGUGUGCCAUGUGAUUUAAUUCUCCAUCCUGCCAGUGUGGCUCUUAAAACUACUAUGCAUGUAUGUGUGUGUUUACUUUUUGUUACUACUUUUUCAUUUUUAAAAUUUAUAUCGUUGUAAUUAUUAUAAAAGUAAUGAAUUCUUAUUGUAAAAUUUUAAAUAUACAGAAGUAUAUAAAUUUAAAGGUGAGAGCAACCCCUCAGCCUACCCCAGUUACCCCCCUCAAAGUAAACUAUUAACAAUUUGAUAUAUAUCCUUCCAGAUAUUUUUUCCUAUGUAUAUGCAAACAUACAUAUAUAUUGCAGUGUAUCUCAUGAAGUAAAUUUUUUAAAAUGUUUGUUUUA
This is a messenger RNA of Equus caballus (horse), 3829 nucleotides long. It is a transcript of the gene IFIT5, whose product is annotated as interferon induced protein with tetratricopeptide repeats 5. Lineage: Eukaryota; Metazoa; Chordata; Mammalia; Perissodactyla; Equidae. Gene Ontology annotation, cellular component: cytosol. Gene Ontology annotation, molecular function: protein binding; RNA binding. The record is from RefSeq and is a predicted model, not a curated record. Gene Ontology annotation, biological process: defense response to virus.